Messenger RNA from Aspergillus steynii IBT 23096, 1339 nucleotides. RefSeq lists its product as uncharacterized. Bases 130 to 1290 code for a protein of 386 amino acids. The record is from RefSeq and is a predicted model, not a curated record. Lineage: Eukaryota; Fungi; Ascomycota; Eurotiomycetes; Eurotiales; Aspergillaceae. The transcript has 2 exons.
CCGUGAUCAGCCAGUGGUCCGGUGCCUCGGUUCCGUCCCCGCUUCCGCAUUGUUGGGGAGCUCAGCUAUAAAUAAGCUCCACGUCUCCAGGUUCGGACUUCUAUAAUCGGCCAGAAGACAACAAUCAACAUGGCGGCCAAAAUUGUACUCCUGCUUCUAAGCAUAUCUGUUUUCUAUACUAUAUUCCACUUUGCCGAGAUCAAUGGUGCGCAGAAACUGUCGCUUGGGGCGAUCGAUUCGAAGAAGCUGCCUGGAACCAAUGAGCCGUUGAGGACUGUAUAUACGGGCGUCGAAUCAAUCGAUGGACUGCUGACCGUUUUGACGACUUUCUUUUGGCCGUUGGCCGAUGCCAGCGAUCCGGCUCUUUUCCUGCAUUCCAUCGGGUUCUCCGGAACGUUUGGCUCCGCCUGGGUCUUGGUGACUUUGGAGUCUUGGAGGAAGGGAAAUUCUUGGACUUUUGCUGCCUUUCCCAUGAUCUUCGGCCUCGUGGCCCAAGUCCUCACGUUCGCUUUUGCGACGCCCCUGUACUGCAUUAUCCAACUUCUCACGUCGGCCACGGCGCGCAAACCAAGCUUUGAAACCAUCAAGGCCCCUCGCGCUGUGCUGAAUGCUCUCCCUUUCAUCUUUAUCCUGGGUUACGUGGUGCCGUCGGCGCUCAUGACCCUCCCACGCUCAGAAACCAUCACCGCGGACUUGAAGCAAAUCUUUAUCGCCGCGUGGCAACCCUGGCCCGCAUAUGUCGCGAUUCUUUCAACCGUCGUGCAUCUCGUGUUGUCUCCGUUCGUUGCGGAUGACCAAUCUGCCGACAGCGGACGCGCGACAUUGCGUGCUCUUCGACGCGUCUAUGCCUUUGCUUUUGCGAAUACGGCCAUUACGCAUCUCAUUUCUUGGGUUGUAACGUUGGCCACGGUCAUCUCUCCGGCUAUCGUGGAUGGUCAAUACCGAGAGCUGCUCCACCCGCUCAGGGUGCAUGAGAUCCCGCUUCCGUGGGCAACGCCGCUCCUGCAGGUUGAAACGCUCGCGGAGGGAGUCCAUGCGUUCCUCCGGUGGGACUAUUUGAUUGGAUCGGCGGGGGUGUUGGUCUGGUCGAUUAGUUUGUAUAAGUCGGCUCAUUUGACGGCCUAUGGCCGCGUGGGAUGGUUUGGUUUGGUCGUGAAGACGGUGUUGUUGAGUGUGUUUGCGGGUCCGGUGGGUGCGGCGGUCGAGUUGAUGUGGGAGAGGGACGAGCUGGUUUUUAAUGAGUUGGGGGGAUUGAAGAAGGAAGUGUCGAAGCAGAAGAAAUCAAGCUAAUUGUACUCAUCGGGUAGCUGCGGUUACCAUAUAGUAGGAUAAAGAGUGG